Vollenhovia emeryi is the source of this 2713-nucleotide messenger RNA. Its product is annotated as rho guanine nucleotide exchange factor 3-like. Gene Ontology annotation, molecular function: guanyl-nucleotide exchange factor activity. NCBI's taxonomy places the organism in Eukaryota, Metazoa, Arthropoda, Insecta, Hymenoptera, Formicidae. The transcript is spliced from 5 exons. Gene Ontology annotation, biological process: intracellular signal transduction; positive regulation of Rho protein signal transduction. The record is from RefSeq and is a predicted model, not a curated record. Bases 110 to 1786 code for a protein of 558 amino acids.
GUGGCCGCGCGCUCUCAGGUUUCUCUCUGCCGAUAAUGUCGUUUUCUCGACACACAAAGCCGCGCGCAAGUGAGUGUAAAAGACGUAGGUGUAGCAGCGCGAGGUGUAGAUGAGGCGCCGCUACAACCGCUCGGCGAGCCCCGUGAAAUCAAAUAUCAAAUGCAGCGGUACCGUACUCGGCUCGGUUAGUCCGGCCGUCCGUGGAAUUUCGAGCCUCUCUCCGCGUUUCCUGAACGAUUCGAGAACAGCGAUGGACGAUGAGUGCAACACGACGAUCAAGGAGACGUUCCAGGAGCCGCGGAAGAGGUUCUGGCUGAGAUCGAGGAAGCGGCUGAAGAGCGACGCGAUGAGCGUCAGCUCGAUGGACAUAUCCAUGGAGUCCGACAUGGGCAAGAAGAAGAAGCGUCGCAGAAUCACGGAGGUCGCCAGCAGCAUAUUUUCCGCCUCUGCAGCGGGCAAAUCGGGAAGCGUCCUGCACAGAUCCUUCACGAUCCAGCCGAACUCCUCGGAUCUGUCCGUCGUCGAGAACGAAGCGGACACGAGGACGCUGCGCAAAAAAUUGAACAACGCUACCGAGAGCUGCAGCAAUUUGACGAUCAGGAGUUGGGUGUCGGAUAUCGCGCAGCCGCGCGGUAAGGAGCGACUUAACAGCGUAUUGAGUCGGAACGAGAUCAGGCGGCAAGAGGCCAUUUACGAGUUGUACUGCGGCGAAAAUGUGCUGCUGAACGAGCUCUGCAUGCUGAGAGACUUCUAUUACGAACCGAUGUCAACCGCCGAGAUCUUUAACACCGAGGAGCUGUCCACGCUUUUUGGCGAUCUUGCAAAUCUCAUCGAGAUACACAGUAACCUGAGAGACGAAUUGUUCAAGUUGCGGGAUAGAUACGGGUUCACAGAGGCUGUGGGACCAACGCUAUUAAAUUGGCUGUCAACGUUGAAGAAACCAUAUCUGGAAAGGUGCAGAACGUUAGUUUGGGCGAGACAUUUAUUAGAGGAGAAGAGGUUUACCAACAAGAGGUUCCAGUCAUUUCUAAAGAAACGCCUAGAAUCACCGCAUUCCACUGACCUGUGGACUUACCUGGACGUGCCGCGCUCAAGAAUCGUCAAGUAUCCGUUGUUGGUUAAGGAGAUCUUAAAAUAUACACCCGCUAGCGAUGCGGAUCAUUUACCGCUGAGAGAGGCGAGUGACUUGCUGUCCGGUUUGCUGAAGGAUAUCGAUCGCAUUAUGGGCGACGCCGAGUGCGAGCUUGCUCAGUCGAAGAUAAACGUGAAGAUCGAGCACGAUCCUGAAAAGUGCAUCGCCAACGCCACGGAAUUGAUUACAGAGGGCCAGCUGAAAGAUAUUCGUGGAGUAAAAUAUCACUGCUUUCUUUUCGACACUUGCUUCGCGAUAACUCGCCCCACACGGCGCGUUUCCAAAAAGUACACUCUACUCUUCCCCGUCAUACCUAAGGAACAGAUGUGUGUGCAAGUGGAAGAUAAAAAUCCCGCCGAAAUCUGCUGCAAGAUCGGAGAAUUUUCCUUCGUGAUGGAAGACGGGCACAAAAAGAGACACUGGGUCGAUUCGUUCAACAAGAUACACUCUAGAUGCACUUCGGAUAAAGCGUUUAACGCCGACGACAAGGAAAACUUGUUGAACAACACAGAGUUAUCGGUGCCAGAUAAUUGCGUUGCGAGGACGUCGAUAUCCAGGAGAACCUCCACAAGCAGCAUACACGACAACCUAUUUUCCUUUUCCAUAAGGAAGAGUCUGCUUAAGCAGAAGCGCAACAGUAUUGGAUAUAUAUAGUAAAAGCUCAUUCAUCUUUUGUCUCUUCAAUAAGAAGCAUUCUUGUUGGCACACUGCUUGACAAAAGUCUGAGCACAGCCCUUAAAAGCAGUGUUAUAUUAUAAAUAAAUUACAUUGUCACGUUUCAUCAGAUUACCUUGCAAAGAUGGAAUAACAUGGUUUGCAUCGGAAACCGAAACAAAAGCUUGCACGUAGCGACUCGACCUUCAUUCUCAACGCUUCGUUUAAGUCAUUCUUUUGAUGUCAUAUAUUUUCGGUACGUUUUCUACGGUCAGUAGAAACAUACGCCAGUGUGUAUUUUGCAGCCAGAGGUUUGAUCUUUAUUUAUUCAGAAAAUGUGUGAUCAAACUUUCGUCAAGCAGUACAUAUUAGUACAAAAAUUCCAAAUUAAUAUAACAAGAAUUAUUCUUAUUUAUGUUGCAAUCUUUGCGAGAUUUGUUUUACGAGUUGAAAAUUGUCAAUAAUUGAAAUUUUUCGAAAUAGCAAUGCAUUACACAUUCCAGUACAACAGUGAUAUAAAUUUAGAUUCGGUUUAUUUGUAUUUAUAUGUAAAUGAAGAAAUUAACGCGUGCAUUUACGGUCUCCAGUGACCAUGUGCUAAAAUGAAUUUAUGUAUAUGUCGUAAAAGUUGAUUUUUACCUUUCCAGGAAUUUUAUCCGCAUUGAUGUUUUUCGGUAAUUAACUUUAUUAAGGAAGAGCAACUUACACGUACGUGUAUACAUACAUGCUGGAAAAAGCAUGGCCUAAAAAUAAUGUAAUAUAUAUAUGUACAAAUGUUAUAUCUAUCUCAAAAUAUUCACGGGAAGUCAGUCUUUUAUAUUUAUAGUUAUAUGCGUUCAUUUUGUAUUGAACAUAUAUAUUUAAAUGGUAAGUGGAAUUUAUAUACAAAUUUUUUUACAAUAAACUAAUGAAAUAUAGUGACUUGAA